This is a messenger RNA of Pygocentrus nattereri (red-bellied piranha), 2316 nucleotides long. It is a transcript of the gene c26h1orf159, whose product is annotated as chromosome 26 C1orf159 homolog. The transcript is spliced from 9 exons. Lineage: Eukaryota; Metazoa; Chordata; Actinopteri; Characiformes; Serrasalmidae. Bases 115 to 699 code for a protein of 194 amino acids. The record is from RefSeq and is a predicted model, not a curated record.
CAGGAAACCUUUAUUUUGGCAAGCAAUUUGAUAAACAGGAAGUACAUCGCUGCAGACACGAAUCUUCGAAGCUGUCAUUCUAAGAAACUUGAACCGAGAAGGACCGCUUUCACCAUGAUCAGAGUUUACUUCAUCAUCGGGGUGGCGCUUUGUGUGUUAGAAGUUCGAGUAGUCCAGGCUCUGCUGGAAAACACAAAUGAUUGCUGUGGACGAAUACAGAAGAUGAAUGAAACCUGUGCAAACAGCACACAUUGUUAUCCUGGGUGCCUCCAUGGUCUGGAGAACAACACAUGCGUGCCAUGUGACUCUUUGAGUUCAGAGUUAGAGAACUUCACACUUUGCUACUACACAAAGACCAGCAACAACAACUCAAUAUCUACGCCAGUUAAGAUUGGUGGUCCAGGCGUUGCAGCCUCCGUGCUUUUGGGGACCCUGCUGAUCAGUCUUUUCCUUAUUCUCUCAGUCGCUUCUUUCUUCUACCUCAAACGUUCCAACCGUCUCCCUGGUGUUUUCUACAAGCGUAACAAAGCUUUCAUAUUUCAACCUAGUGAAACGGCGGUCAUGAUACCUGCUGACACUUCCUCAGUGCGCAAACCAAGAUAUGUCAGAAGAGAGAGGCCCUCAGCAUCCUCAGCAACUAGCAGCACUACCAUGGCAACAGGGCCUGUAACAAAGGUGUAUAAUCUGACCAUCCAGUAGGGCCUGGUUUCUGAGCAGGAAAGGUGAAGGCCAGCGAUUUGUUGCAGAAAGUAAUUGAUUAUAUUGUUUAUGUCUCUCGAGUUUCUGGCUGUUUCUUUGGUUAUUUAAAUGGGCUAGUAGUAUCAUUGCAUAUUCUCCUGUUUCUUUAAGCACAAAAAAGAAUGUUAUUUCCGUUUAUUUUUAUCUUAACAGACCGACUGUUUUUGACGCACUACAGCAGUAUUUUUGAGUGUUAUUUUGAGGGUCAUACAUUAAGUCAGGUAUUUUCUCAAACGUUUUAAUUUAUAUAUUUAUUAUGUUAUUUUCACGUAUUACUUUUGACCUUGUGUCCAAAAGAAAUCCUUAAACGGACAUUAUUUGCACGUUAGCUUUUUUCCCAACAUCUUAAGAACACAACAGCCUUCAUCCUUUAGGACUCUUUUUUUUAAAAAAAUUAAACCCAGAGAAAAAACUGCAUAAAAUAUGUUGCGCUAAACAACAUUCCCAAUUCAUUUUGUGGCUUUAAUUUUGCAGUUAAUGUCAGGCCUUACUGAGGAUGCUGAAUCUGUCACUGUGUUUUCAGGAAAAAUUGUAUUGGGGAUACACAUUGAAUCCUUAACUAAUUUGUAGAGUGAGCUGUUUAAAUAUCAUUCAUGUGAAUCUAUUAUACCUUGGCAUGAAGGAUCCUAACCGCACUUUUGAAGGUAAUGAUGUUUAGUUUUGUACUUUUGGGAAAGAGCGCCAACUUGUGACCAGUUACAAGUUACCGGUUAUUCUGUUGAAGCACCAUAGAUUUAAACCAAAUAUGAAGAUUCUAAAAACAGAAAAUAAGUUCUUCAGCUUGCACUAACUUGAUCUAUACUCAUAAAUCCAAUUUGAAUGACCUCUCCCAAAUUCUUGCACUUUCCAUGUUUAUUUUAUGCCACAGAAACACUGUGGAAGAAUGUAAAGAUGUUAGACUGUGGCCUGCCAUUUUGUUGUAUAGAUUAUUGAUUGCACAGCCAACACCACUGAAGUGCCAAAAAGAUUUAUAAUAUACACUGUGUGGUCUUCUUAGGCAAGGGCUGGAAAAAUCAAUUGGUAAAAUAUUGUGUGCAUCUUGUAUACAUAUUCUGAGUGGGUAGUAUUACAACUAUUCGUAUGGUAUGUCACAGCAUUCCAGUUUAUCGCUAUAUCUGUUUUAAAAAAAAGGUACUCUAUUUUCUAUAUGUGGUCCUGUUGUAUUUAAGUUUGGCUUUAACUGAUUUUGCUGUAUUCUUUGUAUUUGAUUUUAUUACGUGAUAUAGUGGAAUGAACAAAUUUUCAGUAUGUGAGUUGCACAGUUGUUGAAGUUUAUUUAAAUAAAAAGCAGAAGCCAAAAUAUGGAUUUGUGAGCAAAUGUCGUAGUUGUUGAGAAUAUAACCACUGAUUGUAAAGAACCCUUGAUUUAAAGUUUCCAAUGCCAUUUUAUUAGCUGUUGUGCAGCCACUGGAAAUCUCAUACAAAAUGUUUUUUUUUAAUAUAUUAAUGUGUAGAUUUAUGAUGCUGUAUUCUUUGUAUGAUGGUAUUCAAGUUGUAAUAAUCAAUGAGUGGGAAAAAAAAAUCAGAUGAUUUCAAUGUUUACAGGAAUAAAGCUUUCAUUUACUCAGAACAGAUCAA